AUGGUUACCUUCCUCGAUGAGAAAGCCGGGGUGCAAGGCGAAGCGGUGGAACGUGUUCUUUCUUUGAAGAGUGCUCUCGACCCAGCACGUCUGCCAGGGGACCUGAGUUUGAAAGUAGCGCUCGCACUUCAUUUUACUUACUUUGGCCUCUUAUUCGACAUCCACACGACGUUAACUUAUCCAUGGUCUCGAGGCAUCAUCAGCUUACGCCAACAUCCGUCAUUCCGUGAUCAAGUUGAACGAUCUUACUCUAUAGUGGCGAAGGCAUCGAGAGACGUUAUUCUGGCAAGUCGACACAUUCCUUUGGAUGCUGCUUGUCCCUUUCUGCUCGCAUACUACGUCCCAAUUUAUGCCCUGAUCAAUCUAUUCAUUCACAUUUUACAAGCACCAAAUCUUCCCUCUGCUGAAUCCGACCUUCUUCUGAUGGAACUCGGCGCGAGUCACUUUAUUCGUCUUGAGCUAGCAACUGAAUCUCAAAUAUCCACGCCAUUUGUAAGAGAUAUUGCACAGAUGGCGCGGAAUGUUGUGGAACGCGCGAAAAGUACCCCUGCGUCAAAUCCCGAUCGCAAUACUUCCGAACUUCAACAGACUACAGGCCUCGGAAUUUCUACGUUGGACCCAGAAAACGCAGCACUUGAGGAAGGAGAUUUCUUGUGCGAAGACGGCCUGGAUGAGGUUAGUGGUCCCAGUCAAAAUACUGAUAUGUCAUUUCUGAUAUCCUCGACAGUGGUUCGAUAUGUCAUUUGA
This is a messenger RNA of Exophiala aquamarina CBS 119918, 747 nucleotides long. RefSeq lists its product as uncharacterized. NCBI's taxonomy places the organism in Eukaryota, Fungi, Ascomycota, Eurotiomycetes, Chaetothyriales, Herpotrichiellaceae. The record is from RefSeq and is a predicted model, not a curated record. The transcript is spliced from 2 exons. The coding region runs from base 1 to 747 and encodes 248 amino acids.